Molecule: messenger RNA, 2000 nt
Organism: Hydractinia symbiolongicarpus
Lineage: Eukaryota; Metazoa; Cnidaria; Hydrozoa; Anthoathecata; Hydractiniidae
Product: la-related protein 6-like
Exons: 1
Coding region: 150-1562 (470 amino acids)
Biological process (GO): RNA processing
Cellular component (GO): nucleus
Molecular function (GO): mRNA binding
Source: RefSeq, a predicted model, not a curated record
AUGGCUGCUCGGGAAAUGCCAGCCAAAAGCUUCGAUCCUUUAGGGAGUGUGGUGUUAUAUUAAGACGAAAGUUUUGUAAAAUUGUGAGUUCGACGUAAAGAACAUCACAAGUUAUAUUAUAGUUUGUCAGGUUUUAGGAAGACAACACUAUGGAGGCAAAACUACCAGAAAUUACAGUCCAGUCUGAGAAGUUACCAGAAACAAACUCGAGUGGUAACGGUUCAGAUUCAGACGCUUCUGAAAGAAUCACCAACCGUAAACUGAAGCUUGCUCCUCGCUUACAGAGACGAGACUCAGGUUCAUCUGUGGGAGAUGAUGAUGAAAUGCCUGAAGUCACUGACGAAGUAAAGCAGCAGAUAGUCACACAAGCCGAGUAUUAUUUUAGUGAUGAAAAUUUGAAGAAGGAUGGCUUUUUACUGAAGCAUGUGAAGCGCAAUAAAGAGGGCUACGUCAACCUGAAGCUUCUAGCAUCCUUUAAAAAAAUGCGAUCACUAUGCAGAGACUAUCGAGUCAUUGGAGAGGCAUUGAAAAAUUCUACAAAGCUAGUUGUAAAUGAAACUGGGUUAAAGCUUCGUAGAGUUGAACCUCUUCCUAAAGAACUAUUGGAUCAAGCUCGUGUUAAGCAUCUUGUGGUGUCCAAAAUCCCAUCUGAAAGCCCUUCAAUGACAUAUAUUACUGAUGCUUUUACUGACCACAAAGACGAGGUUGUUUCAGUAAGAAUCGUCAAGCCUGGCAAAAAGUUUCCUAAUGACUUGCAGUCACAUUUUUCAAGACAUCCAGAAUUACGGGAUGAAAUAGUCGCAGUGGUUGAGUUUGAUAAUCCAGAUAUCGCUGCUGCUGCUUUAAGCACUACUUUCUCAGACAAGUACAAGGGCCUCUGUGUUAAACUUCUUACACUUGGUCCCAAACAGGCCAAGAAAGUAGAUAGUGUUGAUACCGCAUCUGAUACUCCUAUUGAUUCAGAUGCUAGUACUGGCAAGAAACGUAACAAGAAGAACAAGAAUGGAAACCGUUUACUUGAAGUUACAGGGAUAGAAGAUAGCUACAGUAGCUACGCCAGCUCUUCUGAUAGUGAAUUCUCAUCAUUUAGUAGCUGCAGUAAGCGCUACAACCGUUCCCGUGGUAAUUCUCCUGUAACUAGCCCUCUUAUGAAUCGACGUUCUGAUGGAAAUAACAAUUCAAAAAAUACAUCCCCAAGAGUAUCACCAAUGUCAAGUCCAAAUGCAAGUCCAAAAUUUCAAAAAAAACAUAACAAAAAGAAGCAUACUGACAACUCACCUGUCAGAAAUGGACAUACGCUCUCACCACUGGUGGCCACACACAGUCCUCGCUCCAGCCCAGAAACACAAAGAAGAACAUUGAAAAGUGACAAUAGCGUAGGACAAAGCGCAUGGAUGUUAAAGCGAAUGCAGAUGAAUGGAAGGAAAGAAACUGAAAACAUAUCUAUGAAAGCAGGUGCUAAUAAACAUCUUGAUAUAAUUCGGCAGCCAAAAGGUCCAGAUGGAUCAAGUGGAUUUUCAAACCAUCCGAUCAAAAAAUUUGUUUUAAUUCAUGCAUGUUAAACAUUUUUAUUACUAUUAAAAAAAGGUACUGCUAAGUGACCUUUAAUAAAAACAAGAGUGGUUUGGGAUUAUAUUUAUUUACACAUGCUUUUGUAUUUUGUAUAAGUUUGAUUUUAUCAAAUAAUUUCUAGAAAAGAUAAAAAAAAUGAAGAAAGAGCAACCUAACGUAAGAGUCCUUUCUACCAGCUUUCUUUUCAUUAUUAAGCAUUAUUUUUUUUUAGUAUAUAACUUGAUUGAAUGUUAAAGUCUUUAAAAUAUGACUAACAAUUAUGUAUAUGAAUAUGAAAUAUUUUUUACUAAUAUAGACAAAAAACAAAAUUUUCACAUUAUAUAUAUUUAAACGCUUUGGUGGUUGUAUAAAUAUUACCUAACUAUGUAUUUAUCUUUUUGUGUAUACUUCUGACUUAUCUAAGAUAUUAAAAUCUUUAUCAAACAAAA